CAGAGGCAUAGGAUCCUCUUUUUAGAUGCACCUGAUUUUCUAAUUGUCUCUCAAUAAACAUCUAUAUACAUUUAUCCCCCAACCAUCCAAUUUCUAAUGUGCACAACCACUCAUCUGCAUGAUCCCCAGACACAGCAGGCUACACCAGCCAGCUGUUGGAUUAUUGCCACAGCACUAUCUCAUCGGGGAAGGCGUGUCACUCCCCGAAUUGCUCAGCUCCCCUUUGUCCUCGGUCGGUGCCCAGCCAGCGACACUCAUGGCGGCUGCACCCGUCAGGCAGCGCUCCGGGCCAGGGGGACCCCGGGCGCAGCUCCCACCCUGCUACUACGAAGGAUACCUGGAAAAGCGAGGACCGAAAGAAAAGGCAUCCAGGCGUCUGUGGACCUGUCUGUGUGGGAAUUCUUUGUAUUUCUUCAAUAAUGCCAAGGACAGUCAUUAUGUGGAGAAGCUGGACCUCAGUGGCUUUGUGUCCUUGAAGGACGACUGCAGUCGGGACAGAAACCUGGAGGCAGCCAGACUCAUCCUGCGCAUGAAGGAUGGAGAGACCAAACUCACAGCACCUAACCUGGAAUCAAGGGAGCUGUGGAAAGGUUUCCUCUACUCCGUUGUAGAUCUGAAUGUACCGUCCUGUCUCACGUUGCUGCCGGGCCAGCUGCAGAUGCUGAAGGAGGUGGUGGACAAAGAAAGGUCCAGACGGAGAACCCGCACUCCCACGCGCGCUCCUCCCUCGCCCCUCUCUGUGCCUUUAGUAGGAGAGAUCCCACCGUGUUUUCGACCAGUGUCUCGAACAGAGGCUGAAGUCCUUUUAGAGAGACACCCGGACUGUGGCAACAUGUUGCUCCGGCCAGGCAGAGAUGGGUGCUCAUUGGCUGUCACUACUCGGCAGGACCUCAACGGGUCAGUGUUCAGACAUUACCGUGUGACUCAGAGGGACCAAGGUGGUUAUGUCAUUGAUGUAGAAAAUCCUAUUCCCUGUGCUUCACUGCAUGAGGUCAUCGACGCUCUGGUAGAGAAGACAGCAGGAACUCUGCAGCCUUUCCUACUGGAGGAGCCUUACGAAGAGAAUAUCACAUAUGUUUCUGCCAAUGAUGAGAAUGGAGAAAGGAUCCUGCACACUGCCCCCUCCAGCCCCCUGCCAAAGGCUCCUGCCCUGCCUCCAAAACAAGAUCGUUGGCCCGGCAGCCCCCUGUCCAGGUCUCCCGCCCCCGACCGCCGUAUCCUGACCUCACCAGUGCCGGCCUCGCCCACCAACCCGAUGAGACGGCUCAUCCUCUCCCCUUCACCUCUCGCACAGACACUUAAUGAGGAACUCAAAAUGAAGCUAGAGAAGAGACGAGCCAGUCAGGAGUGAUGUUUUCAUAAGGAACAACAUCCUGUCACAGCAUACUCAAUAUCUUCAGCGCCAAAUCCCUUCUCACCGCAGCUAUGUAUUCAUUCUGUGCCUUCUAGGUGGCAGACAAGGGAGUACGAAUACCGCCACUUUCUCAUAGGGAGAUACAAAAUGUUGGACUUUGAUGGUUAUAUGGACUCUGGUUAGCUCCUUAAGAGCAUGAAUGGCUGGUAAACACUGGAUUAGGUUCAUAAAACCUCGUAAACGGCUGCCUGCCUUUGGUUAGGGUAACAAUCCACUAGUGCUUUGUCCACUUGCAUAAAGCUGUUUACAAAGUGCCACUGAGCAA
Messenger RNA from Sander lucioperca (pikeperch), 1679 nucleotides. RefSeq names its product signal transducing adaptor family member 2a (gene stap2a). Lineage: Eukaryota; Metazoa; Chordata; Actinopteri; Perciformes; Percidae. Bases 119 to 1351 code for a protein of 410 amino acids. The record is from RefSeq and is a predicted model, not a curated record. Gene Ontology annotation, molecular function: signaling adaptor activity. The transcript has 11 exons.